AUGUUUUUUUCUCCAGCUGAAGGCGUCGAAAUACACAAUCGGGAUUCCACUUGGACUCCUGAGCAGUGGCAUGAAAUGGCUGAGGUUUCGUCAAACGAUGACUCAUCAGAUGAAAAAGAAGUUGAUGUGCACGUGUUAAAGGCCUACAAUGAGGCUAUGACAAGGAUUGCUUCACUCACAGAACAAAAAGUUAAACAUGUUUCCGUUAGGCUUUCAAAGGAAUGGGAAGAAGCAACGGCAAAUGAAAAAGCCCUAUGUUUAGAUCACGUGGAAGAGGCAUGUCGCGCUGUUUGCAAUGUGAUCGCUCCACGAGACAGCGAAGAGUUAUUGCAAGCCUUUAAGACCCCGGCAGUAAAUGAGGUUUGCUCGGAUGACUUGAUCACGCUGAUAACCGCAUACAAACAGGCACCUUCGAAGAACCUGAAAACCCAGAUCUUGAGCAUAUAUGCACCGCGCUAUUCAGCGAGAUUCUUAAAAAAAAUUCACGAGCCCUUUGAAAAACUGAGCGAUCGACAAAUUAAGAAGGCAAGGGCUCAUGCCAAAAAUGUCGGUGCUGGCUUUAACCUCAACAAAAUGCCACACCACAGAGUCCGAAUAGACUUGGUGAAACUUGAUCAUUUUCUGUCUUUUGUAGACCAACCAUAUUUUUAUCAAGAUGUGGCCUAUGGAACAAGGACUUUAAAACUUGACUCUGGGGAUCAUCUCGUCAUGUCAAAUGUCAUCAGAAUUGUUGGACGAUCAACGAUGAUUGAACAGUAUCUUAAACACUGUUGCGAGGAAGAUUUCGACCCCCUUGGAAAAUCAACGCUUUACAGAAUUUUGCAAGUAAGAGAGGCCUCUCAAAGGUGGUCCCUUCAAGGGCUAGACAACACUGCAGUAAGCGGAGCGGAAGGGUUCGAAGCAAUGCACAAGAUAGUAAAGGAAUUGGAGGAGGGUGGGGCAACUGAAAAGUGGUGUGAAGAAGUUCGAAGAACACUGAAGGAUGCCAAGCGAUACAUGAAGACAGAGUAUGGGAUGCACUGUCAGGAAGAUGGUAGUCCUUGCCCUGACCAUAGUAUGUGUUUUUCUUUAAGUGAUCCUCAAAACCCCGAGUUUCAAGGAAGUUGUUCCCAUGAACAUCAAGUUAGCUGUGAUAGUUGCGAAAGUUUGAAAUCCGUGAUUCAGGCAGUUGGAAAAGAAAUUGAAACUCCUUCGAUAACUUUUGACAACAUAUAGAAGAAAGAGGACCUGAAACACGACCACGAUGAAGCCAGAGAGGCGAUUUUUCAGUGGCAGGCGCAUAUCAUCAGGACUUAGAACCAGGAGAGAAUAAAACAGAAUUUGCUCACGUCCCUCCAAAAGAAUGCCUCCCUUAUUGUCAUGGACUGGGCCAUGAAGUUCAUCCAACUGAAAUACAGAGAAAAGCAGUCUGAGUGGUUCGGAAAGAGAGGAAUAAAUUGGCACGUUAGUUCAGUUAUUACCAGGAAUGCAGAGAACAACGGCCUUGAGAUUGUCAUAUGUUCAUCUAUUCUAAAGCUGUGCCCAACACUGGUAUACGGUUUGCGCAAUUCUGGAAAACCUUCUCGGCAACAUCAAACAGAUCAAGCCUACCGUAAACGAGGUAUUUUUGCGAUCAGAUGGCGCAGGCUGUUACCACAACAAUAAUCUAAUUGCAGCUGCCUCUAACGUUAGCACAAGGGUUGGAAUCAAGGUGAUGAGGUAAGUUAAAAAGGCUUUUUAGAUUACAACACGAACACAUUCUUCAAAGUUGCAUGCGCCUUCCAAAAGCAACUUGAUCGACUUCAGAACUAAACUUUCAUGCUGUUUCUGUUCAUUAUAGUAAGUGGUAUUUCAGAGCCGACACAAACAAAAUAGAUCAAAAUCUUUUGAUAAUAUACUGCAGGAAUGUAAUUAUCCUCUGAACCCUUGAAACAUCACAUACUGUCGAACCCCUGUUUAAAAGCGAAUUAAAACGCAUUUUUGCUAAACCGCAGUAGUUUACUUAUAAUUGCUCUAUGCAAAGUACAAGUAGCGAAUGAAUGCUUACCUUUCUCAAAGGACAUCCUAGGAGAAUUCAAGUAGGUUUGUCUAUUUACCGUAUUGUCCUUUUGUUGCCUCUUCUUUAGAAUCGUUAGAAGUAUAAUUUUCAUUUUAACAUUUUCAUGAUGAGCAGAAUGUGCUGGUAGAGGCAGGAACAUACACUGAACUUACGUAGCAACAUCUGUAUUAGUAUGACAGGUAUUGAUAGAUCAGUUAUUCUAACUGAGACACUUCCUUUCCUUAUUCUAAAGGUAUGAUUUUUCUGAACCUCAAUCUGGCAAGGAUGUUUGCGAUCGCAUCAUCAGUCCAAUGAAAGGGGCAAUUCGUAGAUACUGCAAUGAAGGCCAUAACAUUUUGACAGCAGCUGACAUGCACGAGGCAUUGAAAGUGAGACAAGUGAAGGGAUCAUCAGCUGCUGUUUGCGAGAUUGAUAGUAACAGAAAAGAAGUAAAAAUUAAGCGCAUCAAUAAUUUCAGCUUUUUUCACAAUUUUGCUUAUGAAAAGGACGGUCUUCGUCUCUCAAAAGCCUAUGGGGUCGGAAAGGGCAAAUUAAUACCAUGGUCAGAGCUUAUCCUUGAGAAGCAUGGCCCUGUUGUGUUAAGGGAAGUUGGGAAUCAUGGUUUCUUUGCCAUAGCACCACGAGCCAUAAAACAGAAUCGCAGUCACAGCCAAAUUUCCAGCGAUAAUAAAGACAUGCUGUUUCACUGCCCAGAACAAGGAUGCUGCUCUGAGUUCACUUCUUCAGAAGAACUCCAAGAUCAUGUGCACCUCGGGAAGCACAGCGAGAUAAAAGCUUCUGAAAGCCUUUAA
Molecule: messenger RNA, 2829 nt
Organism: Pocillopora meandrina
Lineage: Eukaryota; Metazoa; Cnidaria; Anthozoa; Scleractinia; Pocilloporidae
Source: the annotation of a GenBank genome assembly